This is a messenger RNA of Phytophthora nicotianae INRA-310, 501 nucleotides long. RefSeq lists its product as hypothetical. The coding region runs from base 1 to 501 and encodes 166 amino acids. The transcript is spliced from 2 exons. Lineage: Eukaryota; Oomycota; Peronosporomycetes; Peronosporales; Peronosporaceae. The record is from RefSeq and is a predicted model, not a curated record.
AUGGCGAUGCUAGUUCUUGGGGUGUUGGUGCUAGUUCUCGUGGCAGUGUUGCUGCUCGUGACGUUCGUGGCCGUCACGUGGAAGCACGAUCUGCUACCUGCGUUGCCAGCCCCUGCUUACCUAGGCACGAAGGAGUUUCACUGGCGCUGUUGGCUGCCACCACUUACGCGUUGCGGUUGGCGCACCUCCAUUCUGCGUAGCCCAUGUCCACGUAUCACGUUGCAGUGUCCCUUUGCGUUACUGUCUUCGGAUUCUGCUAAGCUCGCCACCUCGCUGAGUCUGCCGAAGCUGACACUGGAGCAACUGCCAUUCAUGUUUCCACAAGUGGCAGUUAGCAGUUUGUUCCUACAACUUCUGGGAAACUCGAACUUCCCGGUUAGCGUGCGCAACAUUCGUCUUAAAGCUCUUACUGUGGUCCAGCUGAGGCCGCUGGACAUGAGUUUUCCGUCUCAAGGCGAAGAGACGCCACCGCCACCAGAGCUCACGGUGCGUAGCGAAUGA